AUGAAAACCCUAAUAAUAUGGUGCCUUGUCUCUCAAGCAAUCAUCCUAACGUGCAACUCAGGUGGCUCAGGAGGAGACGUUGAGUUUUCAAUACUCAUAAAAAACGAAAUGCACAACUUCAAAAAGCCAGCGGUUUUCUACCACUGCACAUCCUCAGAGAAAGACAUGAAAUGGCACAGAUCGGUUCCAUCGACAGAGUUUCAUUGGAACUUCAAAGUUCCAAAGUUUGGUAACGGCGUGAUGAUCCACAACUGUGAGUUCAGGUCGAGGUUAGGAACAGCAAAUAUAGAGAUCAAGACGUUGUCUACUACAGCGAUUCUAUGCGCCGGGAAUACAUGCAAAUACGUUGUUAGACGUAACGGAAUUUAUUUCAUUGGUUACGAAUUGUAUUAUCCGUUUGGAAUGUUUUUAGAAUUGUCGAGGCCUGUGGUGAAGCUAGUCGAGCCGUGGACGCCUUGGUCGCCGCAACAACUUAAAGCUUUGCACCGUACUAAGCAGUUUCAUCAAUGA
Messenger RNA from Eruca vesicaria subsp. sativa (arugula), 510 nucleotides. Lineage: Eukaryota; Viridiplantae; Streptophyta; Magnoliopsida; Brassicales; Brassicaceae. The record is from the annotation of a GenBank genome assembly.